AAGAACCAGCUUGAACAACAAUGUUUUUCUGUUUUAUUUUACUCUACAAUGCUCCUUUGCGCAGUGUUAUUGUUCCUCUGUUUAUGUGAAGGGAACGCAGAACAGUGUCCUAAUGUGAAGACGUCGCUGGGUGCAAUACGGAAGCGACGGCACUUGGUGUUCCCCGAUUCUGCUAAUGUUGUGCUUACUAUGUCUCUGGUAAAAGCGUUCAUGACCCACGCUCCGUCUGGUUGGAAUAUAGCUUUAGAAAUUGAUGUUUUAUACCCGUUGCCAGAUGAAAAAUUCCUGAACGAGCACAGACGAAAAAAGUACCACAGACAAAAAAGAGACUUCUGGGAACGACUGGAGAAAGCUAUAGAUUUCCAUAACCUGAACGGUCGAGCGUGUAUCCUACGCAGCAUUUGUGAGAGUGAGCGCCAUCUUGCUCCAAAAGGGAAAUCCUUAGUACAUGAUAUAUUGAGAGCAAUAUUCACAGCGCCUAUACAAGAAGAGGAUUUCAUGAAUGAAAUCGGGGACACAUACAGAGAAAUGCUUCAACCAAAGUUAUGUGAUAGCCACAACGACUGUCCAUUUUCCAUCCUCAGUUUUGUAUUUGCAUUGGGUAAACAAAAUAAAUAGGCAAUAAGAGUACAUACGGUAAUUAGUAUCUAGCGAAAAUGUAUUAUAUUGACAAAUAUAUUUUUUAAGU
Messenger RNA from Colias croceus (clouded yellow), 688 nucleotides. RefSeq lists its product as uncharacterized. The transcript has 4 exons. The record is from RefSeq and is a predicted model, not a curated record. Bases 49 to 618 code for a protein of 189 amino acids. Lineage: Eukaryota; Metazoa; Arthropoda; Insecta; Lepidoptera; Pieridae.